AUGGUCCGGGCUGGAUCGAAUGUGACCGAAGCAGAGCAAAGCAGGAGGGAUAGGAAAUUAGGAAUAGCAGUGUGUGCGCAAGAAGUGGAAACGGAGAAGAUCAUUGAUUCCUGGCCGGCGAUGGGAGACGGGGAACAGGGAUUGCGGGAGGAGGAGCGAACCAAAGCAGUAAGGGAUCUGGCUCACUUUAGGGCUCCUUCGCUUGACCCGGUUGCUGAGGGAAGCUUCAGUGCAUGUUUCACAAACCAUGACUUUAUUGAUGCCUCCUCCAAUGAUCCUGGCAGGUGA
Aspergillus niger is the source of this 288-nucleotide messenger RNA. RefSeq lists its product as hypothetical. The transcript is spliced from 2 exons. NCBI's taxonomy places the organism in Eukaryota, Fungi, Ascomycota, Eurotiomycetes, Eurotiales, Aspergillaceae. The coding region runs from base 1 to 288 and encodes 95 amino acids. The record is from RefSeq and is a predicted model, not a curated record.